This is a messenger RNA of Drosophila grimshawi, 1382 nucleotides long. RefSeq lists its product as uncharacterized. The transcript has 2 exons. The record is from RefSeq and is a predicted model, not a curated record. NCBI's taxonomy places the organism in Eukaryota, Metazoa, Arthropoda, Insecta, Diptera, Drosophilidae. Bases 75 to 896 code for a protein of 273 amino acids. Gene Ontology annotation, molecular function: oxidoreductase activity.
AUUUUUCUCUUAAAUAACAAAAUCUUUGCGUCUUCACUAAAUUAUUUUAUCUUAAGCGAUUAAUCGAUAACACAAUGUGCCAAAUACCCGAUAACUUCAUAACAUCUGAUUUGGUGAAUCACUUACGUUGUGAUAAACUCAAAUUUGAGCUGGCACCGCCACCAACAAAAACCAAGACGAGUUGGACUCAUGCCCGUUUUCUAUUCGUAUUCGAGAAGGGGGAUCUGAAUACGGCGGCACAUUACUUGGCAGAGCGGAUGCACGAACCCUUCGAUCCCUUUCCGAUUGCCGUUGUGGCCGUGCAGCACGCGGUGUACGAUGAGUUCAUUGAGCGUGUCCGCAAUCGUUUCCAUCAGGUGAAGCCACAUGUUGCAACACAUCCGAAUUUUGAGCGCAGCCUGCUCGAACUGAAGUUGGGCGGUGUGAAAUAUGUGGUCGCACCCGAGAGCAAUGCCCCACCAAUAGCCAGUCCCAUCAUUGUGACGGACAAGGUGACUCAACUGUUUUUCAGCUCCAGCCCCUCCGGUGUCGUCGUAUUGAAGCGAUUUAGCGAUGUACCCGAGGCAGCGCGCAUAUUUGAUCAUGAGCAGCCCCAGUUCGAUGCAGUGCAUCUAUUCGAUGAGCGCAUCUCGACCGUUUAUGAGCUGGCCAAACGGAUCACUUGUGCUCAGUUCUAUGUGAAUUGUUUCGAUGUCUGUAUGAUGCCCAUUUUAACGUUCUAUGGCCUGCGACAGCCGCAUUCCUUACUCCACAAUGGCUUCCACUAUGAGACGCUGGAGAUGGACAACGUUUGGCGUAUAAUUGUCUUUCCCUAUACCACCAGCUUUGUGCGUAGCUGCUGCUGUGUGCCGGGUCAAUGUACUUGCUUCGCCGAUAAGAAAGUUUGCUGUGAUUAAAAGUAUACGCACGCCUCAAAAUCCUCCAAGUCAAACCACAAAUUUAUAAACUAGCAGGCGACGCAAAACACAAUUAAGAAUAGAUACAAGAACAAAUCAACGUUCCAGAAACUUAACUGUCUGACAGACUGUGACGUCUGCUUCAGUCUGCCUCACUGUCUCAAGAACCGUAGAAAUUCUUAGCUUGCUGGUUGGCUGGCAAUUGGACUGACAACACAUGUGCCACAUAAUUUUCGCGGUUGUUGGUUACGAAUUCGCAAAUAUAGUAGACACUCGACUACGUGAACGUAGUUGAAGUGGAGAGGUAAAAUUCUCGUACUCAAUAUAAGUAUUUAGUUCAAUUUAUUAUGACUAUAACAUAAGGCAGUAAGAAGCAUUUGCGACUCCAUAAAGAGUAUUUAUAUAUAUAGCUCUACAUAUAUCUAAAUGUUGUAAAAAUGUUGAUAUAGUUUUCGGUUUGAGAAUAAAUGCAAGCGUUGACUUGGA